Molecule: messenger RNA, 6332 nt
Organism: Lethenteron reissneri (Far Eastern brook lamprey)
Lineage: Eukaryota; Metazoa; Chordata; Hyperoartia; Petromyzontiformes; Petromyzontidae
Product: leucine-rich repeat and immunoglobulin-like domain-containing nogo receptor-interacting protein 1
Cellular component (GO): plasma membrane
Molecular function (GO): protein binding
Source: RefSeq, a predicted model, not a curated record
AAUCGAUUUGCAAAUCAAGAAUCAAAUUCAAUGAAAUAGCUACCUCCUCGAUGAGCCGCGUCACCAUACAAUAAUUACAAUUAUAAUAAUUACAUCAUCAUCAUUUAGUUACGGACCAAUCAGUGACCAGGAAUUGAACUGUACAAUUCAGAUCACGAGGCAAGCCCUCUGAACGCAAGUUGAAUAUUUACGUUGCGCAGACAACAACAAUAGCAACAACAACAGCAGCAGCAACAACAACAACGGCACCUAUGCCCCUGUGAGUCUGAAGACUGCUCCUGCUCGAGAGGGUCACGUGUGGAGGCUGCACUGGCCAGAGGGGACGCCUACUUGCUGUACUGCCAUCGUUUGGCCAGCCUUGCCUGGAAGGUCUCACGCAGCAUUCACAAUUCGCUCCGCCAACUCCCACCACCACCUACCACCACCCACCGCCACCACCACCACCGACCACCACCCACCGCCACCACCACCCACCCGAAGCGCUAGCUAUUGAGCUCGGCACUCCAAGUCACUAAGACACCAGUUGCGAGGCACUUUGCGCUAGCAACAGGCAAGGCAGGCACUCGCAUAGAGACCGAACUUUCUGCACGCUAGCAAUAAGGCACUUAGACGCGAGCUCCUCGCCAUGAGCCACUGAAGAUGAGCAAUAGACAUUUUAGGCAUUCGACGCGAGCAAUGUACAAAGUAGGCACUUGCCAUAGGCACCAGCAAUAGGCGUCAUAGACAGCGGGCACUAGCAAUAGGCAUUGCACAAUAGGCGCCAGCAAGAGGCACUGGCAUACAACAAUAAUAGUCGCUGGUCACUGGAGAUUCUGUGUGGAUCAUCGUCACUUGAAAAAGAGGAAGGGAUAUCGAAGUUCAUUCUGUGAUAUCCACUUGCACGGGCCGUUGUGUGUGGAUCAGUGCCACUUGAAAACGAAGAAAGGAGCUGAGAAGUAGCUCUGUGACCUCCGCUUCCACGGGUCGUUCUGAGUGGAGCAGAGAAGAAGAAGAAGCGUGUUGUUGUUGUUGUUGCUUCUGCCGCCGCCAUGCUGGCGAGGAUGCGGCCUGGCCGCCGUGGCUCCCCCGCCACGCUGCUGCCGCUGCUGCUCGUGUCCACGGCGCUGGCCGUGACCACCAUGGUGGCUCGCCUGGGCCGCGCCUCGGCCUGCCCGGCGCGCUGCGACUGCUCGCCCCACAACCGCUCGGUGGUCUGCCACCGGCGGCGCCUCGCCUCCAUCCCCGAGGGGAUCCCCACGGAGACGCGCUCGCUCGACCUCAGCAAGAACCGCAUCCGGGCGCUGGCCGCCGACGACUUCGCCGCCUUCCCGCUGCUCGAGGAGGUCGACGUGAGCGAGAACGUGCUGGCGAGCGUCGAGGACGGCGCCUUCAACAACCUGCCCAACCUGCGCUCGCUGCGCCUGCGGAGCAACCGCCUCAAGCUCAUCCCCCUGGGCGCCUUCGCGGGCCUGGGCAACCUCACGCACCUCGACAUCAGCGACAACCGCGUCGUCGUCCUCCUCGACCUCAUGUUCGCCGACCUGCGCAGCCUGCGCUCGCUGGACGUGGGCGACAACGAGCUGGUGUACGUGUCGCAGCGCGCCGUCGCCGGCCUGCACAGCCUCGAGCACCUGGCGCUCGAGCGCUGCAACCUCACCUCGGUGCCGGCCGACGCGCUCUCCCACCUGCACCGGCUGCUGUCGCUGCGGCUGCGCCACCUGGGCAUCGGCGCCGUGCCGCCCUACGCGCUGCGCCGCCUGUCGCGCCUCAAGACGCUCGAGGUGGAGCACUGGCCCCUGCUCGAGGCGCUGGCGCCCAACAGCCUCUACGGGCUCAACCUGACGCGCCUCGCCGUCACGCACUGCAACCUGACGGCCGUGCCCUACGCGGCGCUGCGCCACCUCGUCUACCUGCGGCUGCUCGACCUCUCCUUCAACCCCAUCGCCGCCAUCGAGGGCCGCCUGCUCGUGGACCUGGCGCGCCUCCAGGAGCUGCACCUGGCGGGCGCGCGGCUCGCCACCGUGGAGGCCCGCGCCUUCCACGGCCUCGGCCGCCUGCGGCUGCUCAACGUGUCGGGCAACCGCCUGGACACGCUCGAGGAGGCCGCCUUCCAGUCGGUGGCCAACCUCGCCGUGCUGCGCCUCGACGGCAACCCGCUCGCCUGCGACUGCCGCCUGCUGUGGCUGCUGCGCCGACGCCGGCGCCUGAGCUUCGACGGCGCGCAGCCGGCGUGCGCCGCGCCCGACGGCGUCCGCGGCUGGGAGUUCCGCAACUUCCCCGACGUCCUCCUGCCCGACUACUUCACCUGCCGCCGCCCGCGGAUCCUCGACGAGGCCGGCGCCGCAGCCGCCGCGCCGGCCUCGUCGUCGGCGUCGUCGGCGCCGCCGCCGCCCCCCGGGUCGUCGCCGUCGCGCUGGAGGAGCGCCGUGGUGGACGAGGGCCACAGCGCCGUGUUCCCGUGCCGCGCCGAGGGCGACCCGCCGCCCCGGGUCUUCUGGCUGUCGCCGCAGAGGGCCGCGCUGACGGCGCGGGGCAACGGCCGCAUGCUCGUGUCGCCCGACGGCGCCCUGGAGGUGCGCUACGCGCAGCCGGGCGACGGCGGCGUGUACACGUGCGUGGCGGCCAACGCGGGCGGCAACGACACCCUGGCGGUGCGACUCGCCGUGCGGGGCCACGCGGGCGCCGACCACUUCCUGCACAUGGCCAGGACCACGCCGCUGGUGGACGGCGCGGCCAGGCCGGGCCACGGCGACAACGGCAGCUGGGACGACGACGGCGGCAGCGGCGGCGGAGGGAGCGGCGACGUGGCGCUGCCCCACAAGAGGUUCCUGCUCAACCUGCAGACGGUGCUCGUGGCCACGGCCAUGGGGUGCUGCUCCUUCCUGGGCGUCGUGCUGCUCUGCCUGCUGCUCCUGUUCGUCUGGAGCCGCGCCAAGGGGCGCGUGAAGAAGACCUUCGACGUGGGACACGUGCCGCGCUGCAGCCAAGAAGGCGGCGGCGGCGGCGGCGGCGCCGAGCCGAGGACAUUCAGCACCCGCAUGAUGUAGGAGGCGGCCUGAAGAGAGCCGCCGUUGUGACGUCGUCGCCGCCGUCGUUGUGACGUCAUCGCCGUCGUCAUCGGCUUCAUCGUCACGUUGAUCGGCAGCGGCAGCAGCAGCAGCAUCAACACAGGAGUCGUCGUUCUAUUUCUCAUUACCACUGUCACGGCACCAAUGUGAUCGUCAGUAGCAGUCAGAAUGAGAAUGUGUGUUGACGCUGAUGAGCUUCGAAGUUCCUUCUCGCAGAUGUCCGGUGGGCAACGGCAUCGUUGUUUCUCAUCAUCAUCAUCAGCAGCAGCAGCAUCGGGCAAUCAUCAAUGCGAUCUUUAUCAGCAGCAGCAGCAGCAUCGCUAUGUCUCAUCAUCAACAUGCAUUUGUUACGAGUUGUCUUCACUAUUGUAUAAUCAUCAUGACUUCUUCAUCAUCAUUAUCAUCGUGGGGUCGAUAAAUAAGUACAACUUCGUAAGGCUGCACUGCAAUUAUAUUGCUGACUCUGUAUGAACUCACGUUGUAAAAUCUUUAAAUAAAUCGUGUAAUAAUAAUAAUGCUAAGACAGCCCGUACGUCCAGUAAAGCUUCACGCUGAGUCUAAUUACUCAUCGUUCAAGAGGGUCCUGCACGGAGAUGUUUGGCACAAUCUUAAAUGACAAUUUUAUCCGAUUUGGCUCGUCAGGUGUUGGAGGGUAGUUCCAAUACAAAACUUGGCAGGAUCCUCUUGAAAACGAGUCCUCUGAACUCAGCGAGGCUACAGUGGCUGAACGAUAACAAUAACAAUACAGCAAGUCCUCGUUUAACGCGCUCGUCUUAGUAGAUGCGUUCAUAAAAAGUGCCGCGCGAAUAAAAAAAACACUUGGCGAAAACAAACUCCCCAUCGGUGAUGUAACAACGACGACGUUUGUCGAGACGCGACGCGAUCACGACGACGACUACCGCCGCGCACGCACGCGGUGAGAUCGCGGGACACGUAGCCAAGGGCGCGUCACCACCACGUGACCGUAUCACUCAGCGUUAGCGCAUCGCUGUGCACAGGCUCAGCCGUGGCGCAGCUCAAUAAAGUAGUUCGUCGUAAAUUGCUGAGAAACCGCGCCAUAACGGUGCACGCAUUCCGUGUUAUAGCGGUGGACGCAUUCCGUGUUAUAACGAUGGAUGCGUUCCGCGCUAUACCUGUGCACGCGUUAUAACGGUGCCCGUUCCGCGUUAUAACGGGGUUGGGGGGGGGGGGGGGUGAGGCGCGUUCCGCCGUUGUGCUGGAAGCGUUCCCUAGAGGAAAUCGAACGGCGCAAGGGUGAAAUGCGACGCUUCAAGCGGCGAGGAGGCGCCCUGCCUCUGUGUCUGAGAGUGUGUGUGUGAGAGUGUGUGUGAGAGUGUGUGUGUAUGAGAGCGUGUGUAUGAGAGCGUGUGUGUGAGAGUGUGUGUGUGUGAGAGUGUGUGUGUAUGAGAGCAUGUGUGUGAGAGCGUGUGUGUGAGAGUGUGUGUGAGAGUGUGUGUGUGUGAGAGUGUGUGUGUGUGUGAGAGUGUGUGUGAGUGUGUGUGUGAGAGUGUGUGUGUGAGAGAGUGUGAGAGUGUGUGUGUGAGAGUGUGUGUGAGUGUGGGAGAGUGAUUAUCGUGUUUGCGGCUCAAUUAUUAUUGGCGUGAUUGCGCGCGCCACGCCAAGUCCUCCUGCAGGUGUGCGGACGUUGAUGAGUCGUUGGGAAUCACAAAUUGCCGUCCUCGUCCACGUGCUUCUGGAAGGGAAGAGAGGACGACGUGUCCCGUCCAAUUGCUUUGACGCAACGUUUUUUUUAGUUUGAGUCCGCGUGAUUCCAUCGCCCUAAUUUGCAAGGCCCUCCGUGCGGGUUUUGUGAUGAUAUUACAUGUUUGAAUUUGUAAAUAUGUUGAUUCCGCGCAGAGAUCUCCUCUCGGUAGCAAGGUCGUGGGUAUUGUCAACUCAGCAAUAUCACCAUCAUCAGCUUCGCCACCAAACAUCCAUCAUCGUCAUCAACAUCAACCCAGUCAACAUCAUGAUCAUCAUCACCCUCAAACAUUCAUCAUCAUCAUCAACAUCAUCAUCAUCACCCCAGACAUCAUCAUGAUCAUCACCCUCAAACAUCCAUCAUUAUCAACAUCAUCAACAUCAUCAUCAUCACCCCAGACAACAUCAUGAUCAUCAUCAUCCUCAAACAUCCAUCAUCAUCAACAUCAUCAUCGUCCGUGCAGGCAUCAACAUUAUUAUUCAUCACCACUAUCAAGUAUCAAUCAUCAUCUUUAGCAUCAUUAAUAUUAUCAUCAUCACCACAGACAUCCUCAUGAUGAUCAUCACCACCACCAACCAUCCAUCAUCAUCAUCGUUAUUUUGUGGGUGUAUAAAAUGGGCAACAGGCUGUGGUAGCAUCACUUGGACGUCAACGUCGCUUGUUAUUUGGAUGGAUGGACUUGGCUCCGCCAGUGGAAUGUACAAUUUCCACCGCAUAGCGCAGGGCAUCAAUGGUGUUCACGAUCUCCUCUCGGGAUCAUUGUUAGUUUGUAAACCGUUGUUGGCAUCCUUCAACGCCUCUUCAACACCGAAGCAGAGUCGUAGGCUUUCGCGACCAAUACACCAAAACUUAAAUUUCUAUUAUUUGCCCAAGUGGAAGGCCCCAAUGUGCUCCACUGUUCUUUGUCGGAGGCGACGAGGCCAUGACAAGUGAUAGCCCAACGAAGUGGCUCGUCACCACGACGCGCGUGACGAUGUUGAUUCUAAACGUGGAGGGAAAAGCCGGUGGACCCGCAGAAAAAUCUACGAGACCACGGGGAGAGAGAGAGAGACGCAAACUCCACAUAUACAGCAACAGCAGGCGUCAGGGCCAGGAUCUAACCCAUGACUUCCUAUAUACCAGGCGAGGGAGUUAACAUUUCGCCCCCGUGGCGGAAUAUAUAGCACUAAUAUGAUCCAUAAUGGAGAGGUUUUUUUGUUUGGGUUUGAUCGCGUAAAAUAUCAAUGUUGUGUCGUUAAACCCGCCACCACCCGACACGGCCCAUUAAGUAAGGGUUCGUCGCGCAAACAAAACGCGUGCCAAUGUAGUGACGAUUUCACCACCCUCACCCCCCCCCCCCCCCCCAUAUCAUCGCGGCUCGGCCGAGUGCUCCUGCAAUGUGCUUACACGUAGGCAGAGCCGUCCAUAGGGGUGUCAACGGCGAAUCGGGGCGAUCGCCCCGGGCCCCGCAAUUUAUGGGGGGGGGGGGGUUGGCCUGCGUUCGACGUCACGGCGUCAGAUUGUUUUGCUAUCGGUUUAGUAUUGAUGGUGGGGGGGGGGUCCACACUCUGGGGGAUUUCCCCGGGCCCCCCACCAAUCCAUCA